UUCUUUUCUUUUUUUUUUUCGGAGCUGGGGACUGAACCCAGGGCCUUGUGCUUGCUAGGCAAGCCCUCUACCACUGAGCUAAAUCCCCAGCCCACUUGUUUUCUUUUAUACCCACAACAUAAACCUCAAUGGUCCAUGAUGGAGCGAGCAGUCCCAUUGGCAGAUUCUUCAUUGUGCACCUCUGAUACCUCUGGUAUGUAACACCCAGAAGAGACACAGAGGGACCAAGGGACCCGUGCUCUCCUAUCCAAAUCAAGCUGCUGAGUCCCCUAAGGUUUGGAUUAAUUUGUUUCUGCUGGCUUUUAUCCAACUAGGAAUCUUACUAUAGUCCAGGUCGAGCUGAGUUGAACCAACUUAGCCUGCUUUUUUACCAGGGAGUGAGGAACCCUUUCCACCUAACACUGGUGCGUGCCGACAGAACUCAGAAACGGUAGUCGGGCUGUGUAAUGCAAGUUAAUACAGGUGAAAAGUGCAAUACAUCUGAACAUGAGGACAAAUUGGAAUGAUCGUUAAGAGUGCCCAAGUGCAGACUUCUGCUGAUGUUAGUACGAUUUUAAAAAUUGUUUUGCAGAGUGUAUGUGUAGAGUGACCAGAAACAACAGAUCUUUAGAGGAAAUCAGCCAAAGUGACUACAUUCAGAUUUUUAAGGUUUAUCUUAUUUAAAAAAGGAUUUGUUAAUUCUGCAUAUGCUUGUGUGUAUCUGUAUACACUGAGUACCUAAGUCUGCCCAGGCCAGAGGCAUCAGAUCUACAUGGAGCUGGCUGGUUACAGGUAGCUGUGAGCUGCCUGGUGUGUGUGUUACAACAGCCUGUGUCUUCGGCAAGAACAACUAGAGCUCCCAACUCUUGCUCCAUCUCUCCAGUCUGUAAUUAGACUUUAAUAUCUUAUGUGCCUUUGUUUCCUUUCUUCGAGGUAAUUUGAGCUCGUCUGGCCGAAAUUUUCAGUGUUAGGCCACUUCCCACAGUUCUAGCCUUUUUAUACAGCUGACCUUCACCUAUUUAACAGGACAUCUUAAGCUUUUCUAAGACUUUUAAAAUUAUUAUCUAGAAUUAAAAAUAUGGAACUCUUCAGUGGAAAUAAUGCUUCAGUCCUUCUGCAGUUCUGAUCUUUUAUUCACAAGAGCCAGGGAUCCUGGGGCUGCUGUCCUAGGGAGAAGUGGGCCUUUCGUGAGGGAGGCCUGAAUUUACCAAAUGUGCCCGGAGGAAGAGAAGCCGAAUACAUGGCAUUUAUGGUGGAUGCCAGUCUUAGGCACUUAGGAACGAGAAACAGAAGUGUUCCGCACAAGCGCUUAUCUUGAACUAUGCCUGGAAGCAUUUUUAGUACUAGUUGUAAAUUGGGAAUUACCAUUAUGCCAUCCACCACGGCAGAUGGGGGCGCUCUGAGCACCGAACCAUAUGCAGGGAGGUGUAGCCCAGCACCACAGCUGGCACUGACCCACGGGGAGGGCUCAGGGCAACUCCUGCCCUUUGUGGGGAUGUUGAGCUUGGAUUUGCGUGUUUGCUUGGCUGUAUUCAGUUGUCAAGAACGCAUCUCAGGCGCGCCCGGUAGGAUGUAAAUUACACUUUUUAAAACAAACAAAAAAGCGGAAACGAACCUCAACCUUUCUGGGGGUGCCGGUUAAGGCAGUUUUUCCGGCAUUCCCAGGCGGUGGACACCUCCAAGGAGAGAGCUCACUAGAGGAACCGGCACCGGCGCGGGGCGGGCCGUGAUCGGAGUUCGCGCCCCGACUCUUCCUGUUCCUGCCGCACCCUCUUCCCUGGCUGCUGGGGGCGGGACCGCGGGCUGGGUUAGGGCUGGUCGGCGGAGGGCAGAGAUGGAGGAGCCCGACGCGGCGCGGCUGCCCUCUCGCCUGGCCAGGCUGCUAUCGGCGCUCUUCUACGGGACAUGCUCCUUCCUCAUCGUGCUGGUCAACAAGGCGCUGCUGACCACAUAUGGUUUUCCCUCACCAAUUGUUCUUGGAAUUGGACAGAUGACUACCACCAUAAUGAUACUGUAUGUGUCCAAGCUAAAUAAAAUAAUCCACUUCCCUGAUUUUGACAAGAAAAUUCCUGGAAAGCUGUUCCCUCUGCCUCUUCUCUACGUUGGAAACCACAUAAGUGGCUUGUCAAGCACAAGUAAAUUAAGCUUGCCCAUGUUCACCGUGCUCAGGAAAUUUACAAUUCCACUCACUUUACUCCUGGAGGCCAUCAUACUUGGGAAACAGUAUUCGUUGAGCAUCAUCCUCAGUGUCUUGGCCAUCGUUCUUGGGGCUUUCAUAGCAGCCGGCUCUGACCUCACAUUCAACUGGGAAGGCUACGUUUUUGUAUUCUUGAAUGACAUCUUCACCGCAGCAAACGGAGUUUAUACCAAACAGAAGAUGGACCCGAAGGAGUUGGGGAAGUACGGAGUGCUUUUCUACAAUGCCUGCUUCAUGCUCAUCCCAACUGUCAUUAUUAGCGUCUCUACUGGAGACUUUCAGCAGGCCACUGAAUUCAGCCACUGGAAGAAUGUUUUGUUUAUCGUACAGUUUCUUCUUUCCUGUCUUUUGGGGUUUCUGCUGAUGUAUUCCACAGCUCUUUGCAGUUAUUACAACUCAGCUCUGACCACGGCGGUGGUUGGAGCGAUCAAGCAUGGCAGGUGGUUUAAGAUACUCCUUUUUAACACUAAGCAGCCAGUCGAAACCUAAACAACCUGUGGAUGAAGAAAGCCUCCCUCUGGAUCUGAAGAGCUAGACUGCAGACAGAGCUGCAGGCCUAGGCUGGAAAGAGCAGCCCCAGCAGGAGUGGGCAGCCCAGAGGUCCCACCCAUGGGGCAGUCACCUGUUUGGUCAGAGCACAAAAAGGAAUGUCUGGGAAAUACAAAGAAAGCUACCUCAUACUGCAUAAUGAGCCACAAGGAACCCAUAACUCCUGGUACAGAACCUUCCUAUCUAAGCGAAUUUGCUCAAAGUCAGCCAUGGGGCCCUCACUGUGUGCUGAGGAAGAUAUUUCCAAGGUGACUUUGCUUAUCAGCACCAUGGCCUUAAUUUUAAAGGUCCCAGCCAAGGAAAAGGAGGGAAAACUUUUUGCUGUUGAAACAUGUCUUUGUAAGAGUUGGUCAGUUUUGAUUUAUGCUAUGUUGGUAUUUUUUUUUUCCCAAGUCAUCACAGUGAAAUAAAGUCAUUUCUAUAUGUGCCACACAGUAUGAUAUUGCACAGAAAGUCAGUUGUUUGGUGUUUAAGGAUAUUUCUGGGGAUGAAGUGGGGAGAGUGCUUGCUGUACUCAGGAGGCAGUAAUUUUGUUCUCUUGCACUCACAUAAAAAGCCAGGCAUGGAGCAACAGAUACAGACAUAUCCUGAGACUGGCCAGCCAGUCUUAAAUGGUGAGCAUCAGGUUUAGUGAGAGACACUGUCUCACAAAAUAGGGUGGAGAGUGACUGAGGAAGACACCCAUCGUUAGCCUCUGGCCUCCACACACACGUGUACACACAUGUGCUCACACAUGCCCAUACAUACAUACAUACAUACAUACAUACAUACAUAUGUGCAUGCACAUUACUCCACCUCGAAGGAACAACAAGAUGAGGUUUCAAAGCCUUCACCCAUUUCAGGUUUGCUCUCUGAGCUUCCUGUUUGUGGUUUGACGAGCUCAGGGCUGUUCCUGCCACGAUUGCUGCCACACUGACCUCUCUGGAACUGUAGGCCCAAAUAAACUCUACUGUAAGUUGA
Rattus norvegicus (Norway rat) is the source of this 3685-nucleotide messenger RNA. It is a transcript of the gene Slc35d2, whose product is annotated as solute carrier family 35 member D2. Gene Ontology annotation, cellular component: Golgi membrane; Golgi apparatus; membrane. Gene Ontology annotation, molecular function: nucleotide-sugar transmembrane transporter activity. Lineage: Eukaryota; Metazoa; Chordata; Mammalia; Rodentia; Muridae. The record is from RefSeq and is a predicted model, not a curated record. Gene Ontology annotation, biological process: UDP-glucuronate transmembrane transport; UDP-N-acetylglucosamine transmembrane transport; UDP-N-acetylgalactosamine transmembrane transport.